AUGGAACCCAUGGCAGCGGGGAAGCAAGCGCUCUACGCGCUGGCCUGCGCCUGCCUCUUGGGAGCAUGUUAUGUGCAGAUGUCCAUGUGGCGUGGAAUCUCCUUGACGGUGGUGGCCUUCGCUCGGUCCGUGCUGGAAGGCCAAGUCAGCAACCUCCAGGCGCGGCAGCGAUGGCGGGAGGCCAUCAGCUGCAUGCGACAGACCUCGCGGAUGUUUCAACUCACAGCCGCAGUGCUGGCACUCACAACGGUGCUGGUCUGCUUCGGGGUCCUGUACGACUUCGACCGGCGCCGCCACCUUACUGCCCUGCCAACGCUCAUCGUUGCCGGGAUUCUUCCAGUUGCGCUCUACGUCGCCGCUUCUUCGACUUCUCACUGCACGCGGCUGCCAUCCCUCGUAUGCAUGUUAGAGGAGGACGAGGAGCAGGAGGAAGACUAUAUGAACCUGGCACUUUUCCUCACGUUGAGCGAGUCAGGCUUCUUUAUGUGGGACACCCGAGUAACGCUGGCAGUGCUUCAGAAGUUCCUUUACUUCACCACGGCCAUUGUUGGAACCAUUGGCUUCCAACUCAAGGCCGGCUGA
Molecule: messenger RNA, 582 nt
Organism: Symbiodinium sp. CCMP2592
Lineage: Eukaryota; Dinophyceae; Suessiales; Symbiodiniaceae
Source: the annotation of a GenBank genome assembly